Molecule: messenger RNA, 2795 nt
Organism: Linum trigynum
Lineage: Eukaryota; Viridiplantae; Streptophyta; Magnoliopsida; Malpighiales; Linaceae
Source: the annotation of a GenBank genome assembly
UACCCAAGGUAUUAAACAACAACAUGCAAUGUAUUCAUCGGAAAAACACUAGCGGCGACGUAGUUUUAAAGGCGGAUAUGUUAUAUGUAUAGGCGUAUACAAAAAUUACAGAAAAAUAUGCACGCCCGCCGUUCCCAGAUUCCUAAGAAAUAGACCCCAGAAGAAAACAAAAUCAUUACUAAUAAAAAAACACUAAUAAACAGAUGAAUUAUUGAUAAUAAUAAUAACUAAUAAUAAUUGAAAAACCCCUAGAAUUUUCAGCUGAGGGUUAAGCAAUCUAUUCAUAACUAAUUCUGCCUAACGCUAGCUGAUCAAACCAAUCUUCUUUUCUUGUCCUCUUCCUCCCUCCAACAUAGAUCUAUUCAUCCCAAAAAGCGACACACUUUCAAUUCAUUUCUGAUUCACACAACAAUAUAUAUACAAACGUGUUCAUCCGCCAAACGUCACUCUACAUUCCCAAAGCCUUUGCCGUGCCCGAGAAAAAGCCUUGACGUACGUCCUCACCAAAUUCAAAUCACCCGGAAAAAAAAGAAGUAGAAGAGAUAGAAAAGAAGAAGAAGAAAAGGGGACAAAAGCUAGCUUCAUCUCCUCAAUCCAAUUCUAAUAUAAUCCCUCCCCCAAAGAGAAGGGUUAGCGGGAAAACUAACUUAAAAAAGAGGGCCAAAGCUCUCUCUAUCUAUGGCGUCUUCCUGCAUAACCAACUGCAUGAACGACGUGGCAGUCCACCUGCCGAUCCGGCGGCUGGGCUCCAUCCACUACGUGCGGCUCUCCGAGCAGCAGCAGCAGCCGCCGCCGCUGCUCGGAGGGUCCGGAAGGUUCGCGAGCUUCGAGGAGCAGUGCGGGCGGCCGGGCCACCCGAAAGUGGUGGACAGCGUGUCGUGCAGGCAGCUGUACCUGAGGAGCUACACUUUCUCGAGGAAGGAGAGCUUCAACGACAGGACGAAGCGUCGUAUUGGGGAAGUCGCGGAGAGCGUGAAGAAGAGAGGGUUAGGGUUCCGGCUCCUGCCAGCUGGUCGCGGGGAAGGCCGGGAGAAGAAGAAAGGGAAGAAGAAGGGGGUGGUGGUGAGGAGAAGAUCGACGGCGGUGAUGUGUUUGGGGAAGGCGAGGAGGGUGACGUGUAGGGCUGUGAUGAAGGUGGUGAGGCGACUCAUGAUGUCUUGCACUACCAGGGUCGAUACGGCAGCGGAUGGGGAUUGAUCGAAUCGAGCCUGUCUUAGACAUUAUUGACGCCCGCCCCCCGGCUCAGUAGCUAAUUAAUCGCUGAAUUCACAGGAUAAUUAAUGGAGAGUAUGUUUUUCUUUUUUUAAUUAUUAUACAGGUGAAUAAAUUAUAUUAUCGUGUAUGCAUGGGUGUUAUAUAUACAGAAUUAAAAGUUCGUGUUGUGAAUGAAAAAAACUAGGGAUUUUCUAUUAUAAUUUCGUGUACUUUUUUCUCGAUCUCUCUUUUGUUUUGCUGUUCAUAAUUUGAGUAGUAGAGGGCCUAAGGGGCGGGAAAUAUUUAUAAUAUUGGCGCGUCUAUUACAUUAUUAUAUUAGGAUUAUAUACAAUUUGGUUAGACAUAUGUAUAUAGGUUCCAUUUUGAUUUUGGUAUGAUUAAUUAUUGCUUAAGUUUACAUCACCCGAAGUCCAACGGCACCGGUCGUCACAGGCACAGGCUUCUUCUUUUGCCGUCCGAUCCCUUUCGCGCUGUGAAAGACUGAAAGCGAUUAGAGCGGCAUUUGGUUGGCGGGUGUUUAAAGAAGUGUCCUUUGGUGGCGUUUCAAACUAGUAAUCCAAAGAGUGGUAACAAAUCAGAGGAUUAAUUGCAAAUCUGGUUGCUUUUUUUUUAAAGAAAAAAAUAGCAUCACAUCAAGGUGGUAUGAUUUGUACGAGGGAUAGCAAAAGAUGCGAUUUUGUAGAUUUUGUAGUUUUGAUUUUAUAUCCUAUUAUUUUUUUUCAAAAAAAUAAAUUUAAGAGAGUAAUUGAAUGGGAAAAAGAAACAGGAUAACCAUUAUCAUAUAAUCGAAAGAUCUCUUUUCCAUGAGAUGAUAACGCUAAAAAGGCUUCUUUUUUUCUUUUGGAGAAAUGAUAAAACUAAUAAAAGUUGAUAAUGAUUGUUGCCAUUCAUGGGCAAAUUUCGUGGAUGUCGUUGGUAUGGGUUCAUACGUAUUUUUAUACAGAUUAUACAAUAAGAAGCGAUGGGUAUACCAACAAAGCAUGCAACUGUAACUGUUGGGUAUACCAAUUGUUGUACUUUUAUACAGAUCCACUUUUGCAGUGGGUCAAAAAGGAGCGUAGAGAAGAGGAAAGGCUGCUAAAUAUAUAUUUGGCGUGGAGGUGGAGGGCAGUCACGCCCGUAAAGUAAAGCAAAAAGAAGAGAGUUGGGAGGGAGGGAGGCGCAACCGAUGGAGACUAUUUGCAGAAUAUGAUCAGAAAUUAGUAGUUGAGAUCCUAGUCAGUCAUCCACCUUUCUUUCAUUUCCCGCCUGUGAUUUACAAAGUUCAGUCACACUCGAUCAGGGCUAUAAGAAAAUCAAGAAAAUCCAAUCAGGAGUUUGGCGUCACAGUUUCCAUUGGGUAACAUAUGAACUAUUCUUCUUACUAGAAAGAAUACAUAAAUGGAGAAUGGAAUGGAAUUAUAUAGGUACAACACUAGAGACUGUAGAGCAGAGACGUAACGUAUUAAUCCAGUCCCUGGAAAGGGAAAAAGCAAUGGCUGCAAUUUCAUUUCUCCUGUACUUAAUAACUAAAAAUCGCCGUCCCUCCACCAAAAGAAAUUUUAAUAAUUCAACGUAAAAGAUAAAGUUUCAUUGAUUAC